CGGCUGAGCCUCCAGCCCGGAGCGCACGCAUGUUCAGUGGACACGAAUGGUGUGAAGCCCCAGAUGAGGGACGCAGACGUCCGGGAAUGACAGCCGCUGUCACCGGGAGUGACAGCUUUCACUCAGAGCUACUCCGCUAAAACACCCCUCCAGCUGACAUCUAACACUGAUCCGGAUCGGAUCUAGCCAGACCAGGACUAUGCCAGAGAUGGAGAAAGGGAGACCACCGGAAAAUAAACGCAGCAGGAAACCUGCGCACCCCGUGAAGAGGGAGAUCAACCAGGAGAUGAAGACGUUUGCAGAAAGCACCAUGAAUGAGCUGCUGGGAUGGUACGGCUACGACAAGGUGGACCUCCGAGAGUCAGAGGCCAAUGAGAUCAGAAACUACAGAGAGAGGCGUCAGCAUGUGUCUGUGCUAAAAGAGAACUCAUUGCCAAAACCCAAGAGCCUGGACGCCAAAGUUGGUCACUCCGUCCUCGCCAUGAAGAGUGGAGAGCGAGAGUCCUCCAGUGUCCCCUCCUCUUCACCCUCCUCUUCCUCAACAACUUCAUCCCUGACCACUCCCAAGGAGCACAAGAGUGCCCCUGUCAUUGUCCCCCUCAUAAAGCCAUCAGCAGUGGAAGAUGUACAGAAUGUGCAGAUAGUGUGUGUCUGGUGCCAGAAGGAAGGGGUAAAACGCUACUCUCUGUGUAUGGGUUCAGAGCUCAAAAGCUUCUGCAGUGAGAAGUGUUUUGCCGCCUGCAGACGGGCCUACUUCAAACGCAAUAAGGCCAGAGAUGAAGACCUCCACGGAGAGAGAUCCCCUCAGCAUCCUCACACAGAGGACUCGCCCAGACUGGUGUUGAAGAUAAACAGCAAUGUCAGAUCUCUCUCUCCUGUGCCACAGGUAUGCGAUUGGUGCAAGCAUGUCCGUCACACUAAAGAAUACCUGGACUUUGGAUCUGGCGAGGAACGUCUCCAGUUCUGCAGCACCAAGUGUCUAAAUCAGUACAAGAUGGAUGUUUUCUAUCGAGAAGCCCGUGCAGCUCUCACCAGCUCCAGCCCGAGCAGAUCCAGCCAGGAGGGUAGGGCAGACGCCAUUGUAGCCGGGCAAAAGUUACUCACUCCUGAGUCUUGGAGUAGCAGCAGCAGUGCAGGCGAAGCUCGCCAUAGAAACCUUUCCCCUAAAGGGCCCACGUCAAUGCAUGGAUCAGCAGAAUCCACCUCUGUGUCCCCCUCAGAGGCAUCCUCAUCUAACUCAAAGGUCCCUGUCUCUGGGCUGAGGACCCUGGAGAGACCCAUCCAGCCUCCUCCCCCUCCUGUGGAGGUGUCACCCCACCCUGCUCCCAUUCAUCCUCCGCCCCGUCCCCCUCUGGAACAUCAGCCGGUACCUCAAAUCCCCAUGCCCUUCAUCAGACCUCCUCUUCAUGCUCAGGGCCUGAAAAGCCCCCUUGCCAACCCUCCCAGACACCCAGGCCCCCCUUCAAGCCCUAUCCACAGACCUCCUCACUCACCUCACCUGCAGCCCCCGACUUCCUCCAUGAAUCCCCCUGGACUGAUACAUCCCUUCCCAGGGGCCUACUUCCCUGGCUUGCACUCACCUCCUAUAAACAUGAUGCCAAGAGGUCCAGUCCCAAUGCCUCCCAUAAUGAACUAUGGUAUCCCUUCCUUUAGCCCUCUUCUGCCCCAACCCACUGUCCUGGUGCCUUAUCCCAUUAUUGUCCCCCUACCUGUCCCCAUACCCAUUCCUAUCCCCAUUCCAGUCCCGUCCAAGGCAACCCUAGAAACUCCAAGUCACAGUGGUGUUAUCCAGCCUGUGCCAGAAGGUGUAGACAGGGGUAGAUCCAGGGCUACCAGGCCGUCAUCUCCAGGGAUCCCUGAAGGUGACAGCAGAUUGGUCGCCAACAAAUUGGUUGGAACCUUGACUCAAGGUCUUUCCUCCCCAAACACAGAUUGGGUCAAAUCAGAGAGGCCAUUCCCGUCCCCAUCAUCCACACCACAGAGUGGAGCAUCCUCCCCCAGAGCACAGUAUAAUGAGUCCCCCUGCUCAGCCUCAGGGUCAGAGGGGCUGACAGACUAUAAGCAGCAGCAGUCAGAGCGACAAGUCAUUCAAAGGGUUCUUCAAAGGACCCAAGUGAAGCCCAGUGCCAAUGGAGCAAUGGACCUAUCAGGGCUGGGAGAGUCAGGGACUGGGCAGGGUACCAGAUCAGGGCUCCACGACAUCAUCAGACCUCCUCUACCAAAGUCCCCUUCACAUGACACUGUCUACCACCACCAGGACUCCCACACGCCACCUUCACACACCCCACCCAGCCCUGCAGGGAGCACCCCUCCAUAUGAUUCUACGUCCUCCACCCUGAAAUCUCAGCACCACAGUCCAAACGGGAUGUCCUCCUCAUCUGCACCCGUCAGCCCGGACUCCUCCCUACCCCAGAGAGUACCAGCACCACCCACUGAUCCUGCGCUCAGUGAGCUCGAGGCCAUCAAAGAGAACAAGUGUUCUGUCAUUGGCCCAGUGCAGGUCGAGGGCCCAGACGGUCAGACAGAAGAGCCUUUAGCAGUAGUUGGGGAGGUAGGAGAGGACCCCCAUGUUCCUGAUGAGGACCAUGCCUAUGCCCUGCCCACAGCGCCAAAGACAGGUGGGACCACCAUCCCGCUGCUCUUGCCCAAACUCAGGGACAAGGGUAGCCUGCGGAGCCCUGCUAAUAUGCCCAGUGCUGGAGAUAUGGAGCCCGCUCUGAAGAGGAGAUGCCUACGAAUCCGUGAUCAGAAUAAGUAGAGGAUGGAGACUCCCUGUUUAACACUGUAUGGCGGUGCCAGAUUCAGUGCCACGCCCUCCUGUGGACGACGCCAGUGCUAACACCCUCCAGCCUGUCCCUCAGCCUGUCAGCCCACCAGUGUGUUGCUCUGCCUGUAGACCAGCAGGGUGCCAACCCAGGAAGCAGUCCAGAUGGCCAUAUUAUCACAAGUCAACGUGAGGGGGAAGAACACAGCACAGUCACACAUUUUGUCUUGGACCAAAGAGCAUUGCUGUCUAGUGUUUUAUGUUGUGAGCGCUUGAUAUGGAGCAUCUGAGAUCUUCUCCCCAUUUGCCCUAAAGUGCAUCUGUGUGUGUGUCAGUGCCCAGAUGCGCUCCUCCUCCUCCUCCUCCUCCUCCUCCUCCUCUCGUUGCUCCACACAGCAGACAGGGCUCUGAUCAGCCUUGUGUGGUCUUCUCAGAUGGAGCCUGAACAUGAUCUCUUUCCAGGGGAAACGGUUUGUUUUCCCUGCCCGGCUUGCACAAAGAGCCACAUUGUUCCUCUCCCCAUAUCCCACGCUGACUCCCCACUCCAGGUUUUGGGUUACCUGGCCGACGGGGGCUCAGACUUCAGGAGCUUUUUUAUUUUUUUGACCGACAGCCAGGAAUAUAGUAUACUCUUCUCCCCUCCACCUCAACGCCCAAUCUAAAUACGGUAACACACGAGUGCUGAGGUUUGAUCCCUCACAACUGAUUGCCUGUGAUUCCCUAUACUGCUCACUUCCUUUAAUGGAGGAGAAAAAUUCUGCUGAGAUUAAGACUUUAUCACGGGGCAGGUCAUACACUGUGUGGACAGAGUCUGUCUGGGCUGCUAAGACAAAUGACUGAGCGGUAAAAUAAUCUCAGAGGAGAAAGGAUGCUCCCUCUGCCUCCUCUAAAACAGAGUACAUACAAUAUAUGACAGGACACUUACUGAUAUGCAGUAGCUGAGAUGGUUUGUGAACAUCCUGAUGAUGCUGGUCCCUCACCUUUCACCUGAUCUGCCAAAGCUUUCAUAGCAAAUCAGAAUCAUUUUUAGCACCAAGUGCCAUGCGUGCAUGCUCGAACACUCUGAACAUUCACAGCAUGACAUUUUAAAGGAAUAGUGCAAAUUAUUUAAAAUGGGGUUGUAUGAGGUGCUUAUCUGUUGUCAGUA
Messenger RNA from Plectropomus leopardus (leopard coralgrouper), 3911 nucleotides. Its product is annotated as sine oculis-binding protein homolog A-like. The record is from RefSeq and is a predicted model, not a curated record. Lineage: Eukaryota; Metazoa; Chordata; Actinopteri; Perciformes; Serranidae. Gene Ontology annotation, biological process: animal organ development. Gene Ontology annotation, cellular component: nucleus.